CCCCAUCUCCACGUCCUGCUUCUGGCCCCACCCCUAGAAGCUAGUGUGUCCACACCCCCCUCUCUCAUUUCCAGUUUAAUGCUGGGAUUUCUCAACUUCAUCUAAUUUUUUUUCAACGCUCAGAGAAUCAGAGAAACGGCAUGGCUGGCCACCAGCAGACCAACCAGGUGGUGACAAUCACCACCAAUCAGAACCCUGGGCAGUGGAGCACCGACCUCUGUGAAUGCUGUGUUGAUAUGAACAGCUGUUGCUGCGGCUUCUGGUGUUUCCCCUGCAUGCAGUGUCAGACAGCCAGUAAACAUGGAUGGUGCUGUGCAAUGCCACUCCUGGAUGUUUGCGGCGUGGUUUCCUGCUUACUCCGUCAGUCCAUCAGAGAGCGCCACAACAUCCCUGGCUCGUUCAUCGAUGACUGCUGCAAGAUAUGUUGGUGUUACUCGUGCGUCUGGUGCCAGAUGCAUCGCGAGCUGAAGAUCAGAGAAAGCCAGCAGCCCGCCACCUCGACUGUGAUCACCACACAAGCCAUGCUGUAAACAGUUUUGCUCUGGAUCAAAGGCAUGUGUCCCAUUCAAAGCCACAUGUUUCAAUCCACUUCUGUUUUAUCUGCAUGUAACAGUCAUCUCAAAGCAUUUUGACCUCAGUUGAAUUUUGAGAGCUGUAAACUAACCUUUAAUGUAAAUUAACCUGUAGUGUGUUAUUAGCCUAGCUCACUGUCAUUCAUUGUUUGCAGAGCUAAUUUCAUGUAACAAGUAAUAAGAAUGGUUAUGCAGGGAUCCAAAUAACAGUGCUAGCUCACUGUAUUUUUGUGAGAAGCUUAUUUUGAAGUGACGAGUUUGACCUGAUCUCACCAGACAUCACCACAUUUAUCACUUUACAUCUCAUCCCGGGAAUCUCCGAGACACACCCAGGGACCCGUAUAACCUCACCUCGAUGACCUGAAAACCACUACUGUGACCAAAACAAGGGGGAACCUUUUUCUGUGUUUAAUAGUUUAAUAGAUGUGAGUUAUAUCCUUCAUUUAUAAUGGUUCACAUUUAAAAAACAUACAGCCCAACACUGCCCUCUGCAUCAGUACAGAUGUUAGCACAGCCUCCACAUUUAUGCAACUCUUGUUAUGUUCACUGUCCAGGCUGCAGUAAACCUGUUAUUUUACUUUUAAUUAUGGAGACAGUGGAAACAAUCUAUAAAUCCUUGUAGUAUGUAAACCUUUAUGCACAUAUGUUGAACUGAGACUUAGUGUUUAAACUGACCCUUUUUCUUAUACUAAGAUAGGAUUUGGUGUAUAAGAAAAAGAAACAUCUUAUUUAAACACCCAGCACCCAAAUAUUAGUAUUCAUUUAAUGGCUCUCUUGUACUCUUUAAAAUAAAUAAAAAGUCUUUUGGCAAACGUGAGUCUGUCCCUUUACACUUUUACAAGAACAGAUUUUUCACCCUCUGUAAACAUGAUGACACAAAUGCAACUGAAAAAUGCCAAAUUAAAGGUUUAUUCAUUCACAUGCUUAAACUUAUGGAAACUGUGCUUAGUUAUAGCUGAAUGUAUAGCAAUCAAAUAAAUUUCAUUUGACCAGAUACCAUUAAAUUCAACUUUUUACACCAGCCAAUAAUUUUGAAGGAACUUCAUUGGCAGUGAAAUGAGGGAAGAGUUUAUAAGCAUGGUUCUGAUGAAUCCAUUGUCUUCAGGAUCAAGAACAAAGAAGAAAUAUUUGGCACCCACUUAGAUGAUCUAAAUCAAACUACAUCCAGCUGUUGUAUUCAGACCUGGUUUCAUUGAGACAUCCCUAAAUUCUGCUCUACUGCAGUCAUUCAUCUACAUUUAACGUGUUAGUAAAAUAAAUUUGAAUGAGGGGAUUUUACUUCAGCACUUGACACCACACAACUUACUCAGCUUGGUUUGCAGUGUUUACCGACCAAACAAGCCAUGGGCCCGAAGAGACCAAUGACGACUGAGGGAUUUGAGUAAAUCAACAUGUUGCUGAACAUUCUGGCUGAGCUGUUUUAAAACAUUUUAAUUCUUUAAUCUACAGCAAAGCUUCGUGUUGAAAGGACAUUUUGCUUGUGGUUUGUUUACAUGGAACUUUGCAACUUUUAUCUCUUGUGUUUCUUGCUGUUUCUCUGAGCAUUGCACAGUCUGUCCUUGGGGUGAAUUGUUUUGUUAACAGACAUCUGAAUGCUCCGCUACUGCUUUUAUAGAGGUGCAUGACCAUAAACCCUCUGUUACAGUCCAUAGCACUUUUGCCUGAUCUUUUCUUUGUAGUGUGAUGUUAUGAAGUCAGAAAUACAGACAGGCACCACUAGAGCACAAGUCAAAAAGUUCACAGCAAGGUGGUUUUCAUAAAGUAAUAAUAAAUGAUGCACUAUAAACUGCAUAAAACUCGACACGGUCAGUAACUCUCACGCUUAACUCUCGUUUUAUUGGAACUGAACUUUUUUGGCCUUGAGUGUUUCAUCUAUUCUUAUCUAACCUGGAAUGAAAGCGUGUGUAACUGUUCGUCUUUCUCUGUCAGAGAGGUGGUUUCUUUGAAAAUUGAAAGUGAGCAGAGCCUUCAACCCACACUUGACCACUCCCGUCACAAUUUACAGUCAUAGGUUGGACUUGCUCUCAUUUUACUCAUAACUCAGAGAAGCAGAGAAAAG
Molecule: messenger RNA, 2631 nt
Organism: Haplochromis burtoni (Burton's mouthbrooder)
Lineage: Eukaryota; Metazoa; Chordata; Actinopteri; Cichliformes; Cichlidae
Product: cornifelin homolog B
Exons: 4
Coding region: 141-530 (129 amino acids)
Source: RefSeq, a predicted model, not a curated record